Messenger RNA from Erythranthe guttata (spotted monkey flower), 418 nucleotides. NCBI's taxonomy places the organism in Eukaryota, Viridiplantae, Streptophyta, Magnoliopsida, Lamiales, Phrymaceae. The record is from RefSeq and is a predicted model, not a curated record.
AUUAAAUGUUUUAAUCCUUGCUUUUUUAAUUAAUUAAAGUCUACAAAUAUUUAUUUAUUUCAGGGAAUGCUUUAUGACGAGGAAGAGUCAGAAAACGGGGACAACAAAACGAGUGCCGCCUUCUCUAGUGACAAUGAGAAUAAUGUUGGAUAUAAAGAUGUGUACGAUGUUGUAACUUCGUCGGCAGACGAGGCUGUAAGUGAUGCACGCGGAACAAAAUACGUCGAUACUCGUUUGUUAGAGAAGAUCCAAGCAUUUGAGCCUGUUCUUGAAGAUGCAAAAGAAAAAAUAAGGAUGCUUGAAACAUCUCUAAAAGAAACAAAAUUGGUUUUGCAAGGACUUGCACAACAUAUAGAAGAAUUAAAAAGAUGAAAAAUGGAUUACCAGAAAAGGCAUUUGAAUUUUAUUUUCAUAAUAA